AUGGAUCCCCAUUCGCAGGACGACAGUAGCUCUGCUGCUCCGCCCUCGCCUACAGAUUCGCGACAGCAAUCCGUUCGACGCGAUACCAGAGAGACUACGCUCCCCGAAAGUUACCAGUCCGAAACCGUGCGAAGGAGAAUAGACCAGUCUUAUGGUACGGUUCAAACACCACCACCGCCUACGAGCGGUGGUACGCAAUUCUUGGGAGAAUCCACUGCCCACGAACGAGCGCACUCGAGAGCCGCAACUCAACAGCCUCGUUCUCCCUUACUUGGCUCAGACCGUGGCCGGCAGCGUCCUAGAAAGCCUCCUAUGCCUCGCAGAGCCUCUUCCAACACGUUAGCUCCCCAUCGCGGUGAGGUCUUCUCUACGGAUGAUGACGUCAACGAGGUGGAGAACGACGCUGUUGGGCGACAGCAGACAUUCUCCCCUCUUCCGGCUUAUAAUAAUGAACAGGCAAGACCGUCAUCUACGCUGCGGCGAAGAAGCAUGGCGCCACCGACCUUGUCCCGAGUACACUCGAGUCGCAGCGCCGGUCCUGAAGAGGAAGGAAUUGAUGAACUGCUAGAAGAAGAGGACGAGGAGGAGCACUUGCCUUCGCAACCACACGAGGAGAGUGUAUUACAAGAUGCGCCUCCGGAUUCGGGUGUUCUUAAUGACGACGACAACGACAACGACGACGACGACGACGAUGAUAUUAGCGAUGCUGAGAGCUUCACAUUGAAGGACCGCCAGCAGGCUAUCAACGAGACACAUCCCUUCGGUAUCAGGAUUUGGAAACCUGCAUUAUACAAGAAAGAUCGAUCAGUUCAAAAGACUGCCGAGGGUGAUAUCCAUUCUUCUCCCGGCGGUCGGGUCAGUACUUGGUUACUGUUCUUCAACCUCAUCUGGACCUUGGCCUUCGGCUGGUGGAUGGCCCUGUUUGCUGCGCUGGGCGCCACGGCUUGCUUUAUUUUUGCGGCAGCUCCUAGUGGCAGGGAAUAUGGCCGCGUGCUAUGGGGUCUGGCCGGUUAUCUCUUCUAUCCCUUUGGGAAAUUCGUGCGACUCGAGCAGGACGAAGCAUAUCUAGAUGAAGACGAAGGUGAGGGUCGAAGUAUCAGCGAGUAUGAGCAAUGGCAAAGUGGCGAUCUAGAAUAUGGACGAUUGUUCUUUGGUCCUGAACGAAACCGCUCCAUCAUCGGCCGGUCAAGAAGAAGCAUCGACUCUGAACCUAGUGAGACAGAUAGCCUCCUUCCACGCUCGGGGCGCCACGAUCAUUCAAGUGACCCAGGACGGCGACUGAAGAGGCGGCUAUUUGGCCGCGGACAAUGGAAUAUUGGCCGUGUCAUCUUCUUCAUUUUCUUUUGGGGUCUCAUCACGCCUUCUCUGCUUAUUGUCUCCGCCAUCUGCUGGUUUCUGGUCUUCUGGAUUCCGAUGGGUAAAGUUACAAACCUUCUCUUUGACCACCUUAGAAGGCAUCCGUUGGCUCUAUCUUUCGAGUCCGAUAUCAGCACCGCCAGGACGUCUGAUGGCCCACACUCCUCCAUCCUGCUUUGCACGUAUCGAGUUGUAGGUUCGAAGUAUUGGAAAUACACCGUCGAUGGCACCAACAUAUUUCUUAUCAACCUCAUGGCGGUUGUCAUUUUCGUCAUCUUCGACUGGCUCGUAUUAGAUACAAUCCUUCAUGUUGAUAAUUUCCUGACAUCUCCGGGCUUUUUAUUCGUAGCCGGCUUGUUCUCCAUCAUUCCUCUAGCGUACUUCAUAGGCCAGGCUGUUGCGUCCAUCUCAGCUCAAUCUUCUAUGGGCCUUGGUGCUGCAAUCAAUGCCUUCUUCUCAACGAUUGUAGAAGUCUUCCUCUACUGUGUCGCGCUUAAGGAUGGCAAAGGCCAGUUAGUCGAGGGUAGCAUCAUUGGGAGUAUAUUUGCUGGCAUUCUCUUUUUGCCCGGGUUAUCAAUGUGCUUCGGUGCCAUCAAACGCAAGACUCAACGGUUUAAUGCCAGGUCUGCCGGUGUCACAUCUACCAUGCUAAUUUUUGCCACCGUUGCCGCAUUUGGACCAACCCUUUUUUACCAAAUCUACGGCACGCACGAACUCCGAUGCCAGAGCUGCACUGAUUUUAUAGGAUCCAAAGAACGCGAUUGCCGGCGGUGCUACUACUCACAAGUACCAGCACUUGACGACCGUUUUUAUAUCGAAGCUGUGCGUCCCUUUUGCUACUUAGCCGCCAUCUGUCUUUUCUUGUCAUACGUCAUUGGUCUCUGGUUCACUCUUAGGACCCAUGCGGCCGUCAUUUGGAAUAGCGAAAUCGACGAGAAGAAGCAUGAAGAACUUCAGCAACACGCAGCUCGUCUAUCUGAAGCACGUAAUCUCGGCGAUUCAACUGGCGCAGAUAUCCGAGACAGCAACCUAUAUAAGCGUAUCCUAGGCCAGUCGUUGAAACAAGUCGGUUUGUCAAGCGGAGAAGAGGGCCGCCAUUUACGUCACACAUCAGAGGGAUUCCCGUUCAAUGGGGGUGUCCAGACACCGCAUAUGGUUCCGCCAAGAGGCAGUAAUGAUGCCAUGGAUAGCAUUCGCUCGAAUGUUCAUAUUCCCGGCUUUUCAGAUGCAGAGAACAGCGAUCUGGUCCGCAGUGUUACAGAAGUAGCGGCAACAGCAGCUGCUAUCGCAGCCCGCGACGCUCGAGGACCACGUCGUCUUUCUGCCCAACCAUCAAAUGCAGGAGCUAGUACCCCGGCAACACGUCCUACACCCAUUCGCUCUGCUACCUUUCCUGAGCCCGACGAGGCUGGCGAGAAUGCCCAGGCUUCCCAUGGAGGUCACGAUGCUCCGAACUGGAGCCGGACGAAAAGUGCAGUUAUCCUCAUGGGUGCUACUGUUCUCUAUGCAAUCGUUGCCGAGAUUCUGGUCGACACGGUAGACGUGGUAUUAGACAACUACGCAAUCGACCCAAAAUUUCUAGGUAUCACUCUAUUCGCUCUGGUACCCAAUACCACCGAAUUUUUGAAUGCCAUUUCCUUCGCCAUGAAUGGAAACAUUGCCUUAUCCAUGGAGAUCGGCUCUGCGUACGCCCUACAGGUCUGCCUUCUUCAAAUCCCCGCGCUGGUUUUCUUCUCUGCGGUUUACCCUCUCCAACCGGCCGGCAACCAAGAUCCUACGCACUGGACAUUUAGUCUUCUAUUCCCACAGUGGGAUAUGGUGACGGUCAUUCUAUGCGUGUUCCUUCUAAGUUACAUGUACGGCGAAGGCAAGAGCAACUACUUCAAGGGCAGCAUCUUGAUCCUGACGUAUUUGGUGGUUGUGAUCGGAUUCUACUUCUCCGGGUUUACGGAUAGUCAGAUGGGCCAUAUGGGCGCGAGCCGAUUUGACACUCUUGGCUCGGAUGGCGUUUGGCAGAGCUAUAAGACGAUUGGACGGGGGACUGGCGGACGGGCAUAUGAGGCGGGAGUUGAUUUUUGA
Messenger RNA from Daldinia childiae, 3435 nucleotides. Its product is annotated as Low affinity vacuolar monovalent cation/H(+) antiporter. Gene Ontology annotation, cellular component: endomembrane system; membrane. Lineage: Eukaryota; Fungi; Ascomycota; Sordariomycetes; Xylariales; Hypoxylaceae. Bases 1 to 3435 code for a protein of 1144 amino acids. Gene Ontology annotation, molecular function: calcium:proton antiporter activity. The transcript has 3 exons. Gene Ontology annotation, biological process: calcium ion transmembrane transport; intracellular calcium ion homeostasis. The record is from RefSeq and is a predicted model, not a curated record.